CUCUUUUUCUUUGCCUCUUGUCCUCCUCCUUCAAUCUCCCUCUCCCUUAUUCCACCCCCCUAGCUCCCCACAACCCCCCUGUUCAUCUGUCUUCCCCACCCUCAUUCCCUGGAUCCCAGAGAACUCCAAGAUUUGCUCACAGGGAUCUGGACUCAAUAGAGAGAGUGAGGGAGGGAGGAGAGAGCAAGAGAGGGAGGGAGGAAAAAGACCAAAAUAUUUCUUUGGGAAUAAAGCCCACCUGUAUUCAGCCGGCAGAAGCCGUGUCAGGCUCCCCAUACAGGUAAGAGGUUUGUCUCCUGUCAUUCUGUCAUACCCUUAUAGACCUUAGUACAGAAUAAAGUACAUCUAUUAAUCUUAUGACUGAACUUUUCUUUGAAACUCUCCUGCAUGUUUUACUGCAUCCCAAGUGGACAAGCCUUAUAGAAAAUACCUCCCCUGAACCCUGUGAUUCACGUUUGUAAAUCUGUACACAAGACAAUCACUGUUGUGCUUUGUGCACCCCUUAAUUACAGCAAAUGUACGUAUCUUACACUGUCAUUCACAAAUAAUUGGGAAUUCUCAAUAAAUUAUCAAUAACUAUUACUGAACGUUUUAGGGUUAAAUACUUAGAAAUGAUGAUUAUAUUUAAACAAAAAAAAAGCAGCUCAGAAAUGCAAUAGCAAAACUAAUGUUUAGCAGGUUCUAAAUUAUUCUUUCUAUAUUAACUUUUGUGCUAAACUUUUUUUUCCGACAUUCUGGGGCUAACAUAGAAAAACAGCAUCAUGAGUAACACUAUAAUCACUUUUGAAAUUGUUUGAGUGCCUUGUUUAACUUUAUGCACUUAACCCCUUAAGGACUAAACUUCUGGAAUAAAAGGGAAUCAUGACAUGUCACACAUGUCAUGUGUCCUUAAGGGGUUAAACAGCUACAUGGAAAUAGUAAGAGCAUCAUUGCAGCUCUGAAGCAGUAUGAGAGAUGUGUGUGUGUUGCAAAUCAUAGUUAAAGGUGUGGCAAUUGUGUUUUUCCUUGUUCCACUUUUUCAAGGACUAUGUUGCUAAGACAGUUUAUUUCGAACCCAGAACAAGGCUGAUUUUCUAUUUAUUUUUUAUUUUUUUUACAUUUUUGAACAUAGGAAGUUCAACAUUUCCUCGUCACUGAAUAUGGAUGAGCUAAAUCCCCCAAAAACAGUCUGUAUAUUUUAUGAGAUGGGUAUAAGGGCAGAGAGGGAGCAAUAGCAAUAUAACAUAUGGAUACAUAUGGAUACAUGGAAGGAGGCAGGGGGAGUCCAAGCACACAGCCAAUAAAUAUAUGCAGAUGUCUUAAUUAUGACUGUGCUACCUGUAUGAAUUUUAAUUAUCUGCAUGCUACACUGCAUUGGUGACAUAUUCAAAAUACCCUCUGCCUCAAACAUUCACACCUACCCUGUGUUUUCAUAAAUGCAUUAAACCUCUUAAAAUUAAAAUAGACAGUAAUGCACAUUUUCCCAUAGUAAAGUAUUGGAACCACAAAUGAUCCAGGCAAAGCAUUCCACCUACCUAUGGAUAAGGACUUUUUUUUAAAAAGCCUACUAUGACAAAUUGCUGGUUCUAUUAGUUGCAACUUGCAAGCCCCUAAUUCUCAACACAUCAUUGUCAGUAGUGUAGUAGUUUAAGUUACUCAUGGCACAGACUGAAUAGUUAAUUAUUGAACAAUGAUUACUAUAGAUUCAUAAUUAACAGCAAAAUUGAGGCCAAUGAGAUAAAUCAGUGGCCUAAUGUAUCAUAAGUAUAAUAUGUUCCACCUCUAUGUGUUACAGGUUCAAAUCCUGUCAGAGUGGACUCAGCCCUUUAUUCUUCCAAGGUAGAUAACAUGAGUACCAUUAAGUUGGCUAAUAGCAACAUCCCCAAGAUGUACUUGUAAACCAGAGUAAUCACAAUGUACCUUUCCUAUUUGACAUACAUUAUUAUUUCCAUUUACUGCAUACAACAAAUUCACAGUUCUAAAAUUUAGAUUUACAGUGUAUUUAUGUAACACACAUCAUGGUUGUCUAUAUUUUGUGCUAGAUAUAGCUCAGGCAUCUCCAUAUUGUGCCCCACAGAUACUGGAAGCACUUUGAGCAUGAUGGGAGUUGAAACUGACAAUAGGUAACUGCGUGAAUUUGAUUGUACCUGUUUACUAUAUAGCUUUGCUUAGAUUAAUAUUAAUUUGCUCAGUUACUUCAGUUCCAAACAGCAUUAGGUUGUGUUAACUCAAUAUAGACAAUACAUGUGGCACUGUUUUAGUCUGUUUUAGUCAGGUUUCGAUUUAAAUUCCAUUGGUUUUUGAUACAGCAUAUUAUGGGUCUGCCUGCUAGAUUUAUAUGUAAUUCUCAACCCCAACACCCCCACCUCUGGUGUCUGCUUCGUCACUUUUCUCAGUAUUGUGUCUGGAAAUAUUUGUGUAAAAAAAGCUCAGGGGAGUCAGAUAAAGAGUUUCCAUGGAAACCAAUCAAAACUCCAGUUUGCCAAAUCGUGAAUACUAUUAGGACAGGCUUACAGAGGGACCAUGCACAGACCAUGGAGAACAGAACGAGAGAUAAAUGGAAGGAUAAACAGAAAGGGAACAGUAGUUGCGAAAUAGUAAAGACAGGUUGUACUAGUUGUAGGUUAUUAUAGAAAGCAGUGAGUAAUAGAAUGGUGAAAACAAAAUGUAAUUGUGUAUUAGGAUGAAGAUCAGAACAAGAAUAUACACAAAGAGAUUGGAAGUAGCACAGCCAUAGCCCUUAGGCAAUAAACUAGUAGAACAAAUGCUCAAAAACAUGCUGAAAUAGAAUCCUAUUUUUUUUUAAACAAAAUUAUUAUGAGUAGACUAAAGAUACCGUGACAAAAAAAAAUAAGGCCCACUGUGCGUCAAUAGGCCACGUGUUUCCUAGAUAUCUAAAAUAUGCAUGUUGCGUAAUACACAUGAUCACUGCUAAUUUAGUCCUCGAAACAAAAGAACACAUUUGAUCUAUUAUAGAAAGAGGGAACAAAUCAGCAGAAUUUAAACUUAUCUCUGUAUUGUUGCUGUUUCUCUAAAGUACAUUGGAUGUUGAAGCACAUAUUUAUGAUACAUUACAUGGAGACUAAUGCGUUAUCAUUAAUUGUACUCAUUUGCCUCAAAUUUUUCAAUCCGAAAACAUGGAUUUUAACAAGCAAGCAAUGUUAUUACUAUUGAAUAUGCAUCUGUGCUCUUAAAUAUCAUAUAGAGCAGAGUAAGUGAUGAGAACCGCACCCAAUCCCAGCGGCCAAGGGUGCUCCAGAGCAGGACCAGCAAUCCUAGUACAAUAAUCCAAGAGGAAAAAACUCACAGGCACUCCAACUUCAAGCCGCAGGCAGAUUUAUUAUGACAGAAUGCAACGCAACGUUUCGACCGGAAAGGUCUUUUUUCCUCUUAAAUAUCAUAUAAACAAAGUGCCCAGGAGUGUGAAGAUCAAAUUGCUAUGUCUCAUUAAACAGGAUUGACUUAGAAUGGAAUCUGAAGAGGUAGAUUAAGGACAUUUGCCACCCACCUACCCUGAGCUCCCUUAGAGCAGUUCAGGAUGAGAAAAUGAACAGAACCAGAAUCAUCUGAUUGGAAUGUAAAAAAGAUGAAAAUGCCAAAAAAUCUGGAACUCCCCAGCUGUGUAUAAAAUACUGUGUUCAGCUGUUAGAACAACUGGGAGGAGAAGAGAUUUUGGUUGAGGAAGGCAACUCCUAAUAGCUAACUUACCUCACCAGCCAAUGAGUAAUCAUUGGCUUUAAUAUUCAAUAAUGUCAGCACUGAGUAUGCACAGGAAAGAAUGACAUUUGCAAUUUAUUGCUGUCUAUGUUUAAUGGAUUGGCUCAUGCUGACAUAUGCCAUGUACUUAAAAGAAAAAAGAACAUACAUAUUCAUUAUGUAAAAUCAAAGUUGACACAUAAUAUAGGUUAUGUGGGCAUAAUAUUGUAAACCAUUCAUAUAAGUAAAUAACCGACUUGUGCAUUCGGUUUCAAAUUAAUUUUGUUUCAUCCAUAUUUUGGGCGAUAGGCGGAUCAUCUGAACUCCGUAACUCUCUCAUUUACCAUAUGACCAGAUCACAAAUCAAACAAAACGGACAGUGGACAGCCAUUUCUUUUGAUUUGCGAUUCAGAGUUCCGUCUUUGGCGAUAAAAUAAGAGAUGAUUGAUUUAAAAAAAAAUAUGGUUGAUGGUUUGGGAAUAGCCACUAAAUGUUGAUGUUAAUCACAGACCAAAAAAGUGAUUGAUAGAGGGAAAAAGAAGGAGCAGUACAAAAAUCUAUAUUUCUGUAUUAUAUAUUUAAUAAAUACAGAUUCUCUUUUUAAUGCUCAAUUUAUUUUCUCUCUACUGGUUACUUCUUCUAACUUAAUCUGUAAAUCAAAUGGUGGGAAAAUGUGCCUAUCAGUGUACUGCAAAAUAAUGUAAUUUUGACCACGCCCACUAAACUUUAUUUUUUUUUAAACAAUCGAUUCGGCCCGCACUGAAUUCUUGCACUGUGCAAAAGUCUCAUGAAUAACAUAAUCUCCUGGCCUACCAUAGCUCAGUUGGGGCAGACACCUUUAAGUCUUUGGCCAGAACCACAAUUUACCUAAACAAAAAAACAAAGGCAAUACAGAUUAUAAAAGUUACUGCAAAUUCACACAUCUUGGUGUCAUGGAAGUGGCAGAAAUGUAUUCUGAUAUGAUGUGAGUCUUUCAAAUUGCAGAUUGUCUUGGCAGAUAGGUGUUGCUUUUGAUCAAAGUGAUUUAAUAAUUGCUGACCUCAUGGACCAUAGACCAUUAGGCGCCCUGUGUUAAAAAUUUUCACUGUUCCCCCCCCCAAUCUUCACUGGUCAUACACCCUCAUCCAUGUAUGUGUGUGUAUAGGGGUGUAGUGUUUUUAUAGGGGAUUUAUUAAAUUUAUAAUGACUUAAAAAAUAUUAAUUCCCCGUUCCCUGUUACCUCUCUGGUGUUCCAGUGUGCUGGGAAUUUGAUUUGUACCCUUCACCGGGUGCAGACUAUGAGUAACUGUCUUGUUAGCUCAGGCAUUUACAGUGUCAAGGCUUUCCUCUGGUAAUCCGCAGCAACGCACUGAUUGGAAGACAGCUACUUAUAGUCUGCAGACAAUGGAAGUGCAGGCCAGAGGUAUCAGACUGCCUCCCAUGCAUUACAGAGUGGCAGACUAAGUAUGUCACUUAAUACUGUGAUACACAGUUACAGGCAGACAGUCACACACUCACUCAGUUACAGACAGAAAGUCACACACACACUCAGUUGCAGGCAUACAGUCACACACACAGAGUUACAAGCAGACAGUCACACACACUCAGUUACAGGCACACAGUCACACACAGUUACCGGCAGACAGACAGUCACACACACUCAGUUACAGACAGACACACACACAUACUCAGUUACAGACAGACAGUCACACACAGGUACAGGCAGACAGUCACAAAUACAGUUGAAGUCACACACAGGCAAAGUCUCACUGAGAGAGGCCUUCCUGUCAGUCCGGCCAGGUACAGAAAACGAAAGCUUCUGUACCGUGAUCCGCUCCUCUGGGCCACGCUACUAGAGAGGUAGGAGGCACACCAGGAAGGGGAGGGGACCACUAUGGGGGUGAGGGAGGGGAGAGGGGCUGGGGAGGGGAGAGGGGCUGGAUCUGAAAGACACACAGCAGGGCUUAAGAAGCGGAAAAAGAGACACUACAGAGUGGCUGGGAGGGACAGAUGGGCUGGGGUGAAAGAGACACAAAGGAGCUGGGAAGAGCAAAAGACACACAGGUUCUGGGAGAGGAGUCACACAAAGGGGCUUGGAGGAGUAAGACACACAAAAUGUGGGAGGAUGUAAGAGUAAUACAAAGAGGGGAGAUAAGAGACACAGGGGGGUUGUAAGAGAUACACAAGGGAGGUGUAAGACACACAAUGGAAAAAAAUAGGAGAUAAUAUACAUUUAAAAGAAGGGAUAAGAAACACAAAAAGGAGGUUAAGAGGCACACAGGUGAAGAUGUUAUUUUGAGGGGCGUGGGUGGAGAGGGGAGGAAAAAUGCCUCUUCGGCUAUGUACCCAAAAAUCCUUGCCCCGGCCCUGCACUCACACUUUUACCUCUUUCCAUUAUGGAAGGUAAGUGGAGUGGAAGCAAUGCAGCUCUUGUAGAUUAGUUGUUGGGAAACAUGUUUAGCUCCUUCUGCACACCUGUCACCUGGCCACUUCUGAGCUGUGUCAGCCGCAUGGCGCCCCCUGCUCUAUGGCACCCCGUACGGCCGCACAGCUUGCACACCCCUAAGGCUGGCCCUGCCCAUAAAGCAAUGGUAAGAUGCACUGAAAAUAAUAUGAUAUGAGAGAAUGCAAAUUUUUUUAUAUUGAAAUAUUUUUUAAAUAUUACAUAGUUUUGAUAUUUUACUAUUUUGAGAAAAAUCUUUUUAAAAGUUACCAAAAAUGUUAAAUUGAGGCUAUAAUCAGUUAAUAAAUAUGAAACUCUGCAUUUUUAAAACUGAUUUUUAUUUUUUCUUAAAGGAAACAAAACUAUAAUCCUAACACUAUAUUGUGUCUCUGCCUUUGCUGCACUCCCCCCAUCUCGUCCCUUCCCCCUCCCCCAUAGCCAAGUAAGUUUUUUUCACUUACCUGAUUCCAGCACCGAUGUUCCUUGAUGCUGAAUUGGGAUCUUCCUCCCGCAACAUCACAGUGAUCCAAGAACCUUAUGCGUGUUUGUAACUGUAUUCCUAACGCUAUAGUGUCCUUCUGUCCUAAGGUUAUUGACCUACUCCCUUUGGUGUUAACAGGAUUAAAAAACCCUUUUAACACUUAACUAUUUCUAGUGCCGAGGUCCUUCCAAAGUUGGCAAUGUGGAGAAAACUAAUGUGCACAUGCCUUGAGCCUUCACCAUAGGAAAGUAUUACAUCAAUGCUUUCCUGUGGAGUUUUCUAAGAUGCUGGGCGUCCUCAUGCAAAGCAUAUUUCUUUUUUGUCAAUGUAAAUCCAGUGCUUGGAUAAAGUAGAUCUAACUCCCUACUAAUGAUGGCUGCUCCUUCAUCUUCCAUCCAAUAGUGCACAUAUAGGAAAGAGAAAAUAUCUUCCUGAUCGGGAAGAAACCCACUAGAGGUGAAUUUAACCCUGUAAUGUAAACAUUGCAGUUUCUAAAAAAACUACAAUAUUUUAGAUUAUAGGUGUUAAAACGACAGGACCACUGCAUCCAGACCACUUAAUUGAGAUGAAGUGGUUUUGUGUGAACUUAGUGGUCUUUUAAAGAGCCCCAGAAGGACGAUUUAUGGGUGGGUAUAUGGGAGGUUGCUAGGAAAGUCUCGAUCAGUGAUAACCUACAGGAACAAAUGUUUCAAAUGUACACCACCUCUGGUAAAUAGUUUUAUAUGGGCAGAACCCCAGAAGACCUCUGUUAACAGACAUGUGAGCUUAAGGGCAUGUUUUGUGCAUACAUGUGUCUGGUGGGUGGACUUGUCCUGUGGUGGUCCAAUAUUCGCACUUACUGUCUCUGCUAUAUCACCUUUCAAACUGUAUCCAUGCUCCUUAGAGGGCCUGUUUAUUCAUCACCAAAAGCUAUUUAAUAAAAAAAAACAUAGGGUAUUGUCAUGCACAGUAUAUCAUUGCACUCCGUGACUUCUUCAGUCCUUGAGGUCAAAGCCAAAAAUGCUGCGAAUUGCCUCAAGGGCAGGCUUACAGCACUUGCACAUAACCCCUCCCCUCCUUUGAAAAGAUUUUGUCUUGGGAUGAUUUUACUGUUUAAGUGCUUUGUCCUCCGUGGCUUGUUUUCUUGUGGGUUUUUUUCUCGCUCUCUUUUUUGACAUUUGGUGUAUCCAUGUUUUUAACCUUUACACUUAUGUUGUGAUUAAAUAAAGAAUUUAAAAAACAAAACAAAACUGGAGAUUUCAAUAGAAAUUGGCAUUUUCAUAAUAUCUAGGAUACACCAUCCCAGCGCAGAAGUAUGAUUGCUAUACAUGCACCCUCCAUUGUAAUGCUUCUACGAGAAGUAUUCCAUUGUGAGUGGAGCCUCGCUGCAGAGAGUGGACCAUCUCAUUGCUGGAUUAGAGGUGAACUAAUUAUUUAUUCUACAGUGGAAAGGGAGGGGGCAGUGAUCUAAAAGGGUAAGGUAUUUAUACACAACGUUAGAGUGUUCCUUCAAACAAGAUGCAAUCUAUAAAUUCUUCCGAAUUAAUGCAUCAGUAUGUGUUAAAUAGAUCAAAAUAAACUAGAAACGUUUGGAAAAGAUAAGCUGACAGCAGUUGUAAAAACUAAGUUUUUAUUUUGUUUGAUCUACAGCAGCAGAUAAUGAAAAUGUAGUGUCAGUCUAUUUUAAUAAGCUUACUUAGAAUGGCAAAAAUUUCAAAGCAAAUCAAUGCACACUGAAGUGGUUUUUUUUUUGUGGUCAUGUAUGAAUGUUUACAUCUUGUCUGAGGGAUAGUAUAAGCACCAAAACAACAUUAGCUUUAUAAAGCAGUUUUGGUGUAUGUAUCAUGCCCUUGCCACCUAACUGCUCAAUUCUUAUAAUUUAAUAGUUAAAUCACCGUUUAUGCAAAUCUAGCCUUGCCUCCUUGCAUGUGACCUGCACAGUCUCCCUAUACACUUUGCUCACUGCUUUCAUGUUUAAACUUUCUAUAUUGUACAUUCUGUUUAAUUUAGAAAUACUUGUCUCCUUUUCUGUUGAUAGCCUGCUAGAGCCUUCAGGAGCAUCCUGUGUGUGAUUAACGUUCAAUUUGCAGAGCAGGAAAAUAAAGGACAGGAGACAAGAACAUCUUAAGUAAACACAUUGGGCUGUCACACCUGAAAAUAAAAUCAGUUUGCAUAGAUGAUAUGGGAGUCUCAGCCAGGGAAGGUGUAGUUAGUGCAGCACAAACAGAAACAACAGUGAUUUAACUCCUUAAGCAUGAUCUAUACACUAAAACUGCAUCACUAAGCUAAAGUUGUUUUGGUGCUGAGUGUCUAUUUAGUGAAUAUUGCAUCAAAUUCAGGGUACUUGUUCUAAAUCAUGCCUAGUAUGGUAUAUAGUCCUGAAAUAUUCUGAUCUACCAGAUACCAAACAGCUUUAAUGCAAAUAUGAGGGGAACAAAAUUUAUCAUACAUAAAGCAUUAACAAUUGUUUCACUGUAAAUGGUAAGGUUCAGAGAGUAUCCUGUUUUCUUGUAUCCUUUUCUCAAGUAUUUUACAACCACUGCAAUUUGUAAACAUUGUUGCAGCUAUAACACUGCCCUUGGAUCCGUAGAUCAAACUUUACUUCUUACUUAUCAUUGCAACUUGAGAUGUUCGGAAAGCCUUGUUCAUAAAACUGUAAAUCAAGUUAUAAAUAGGCUGAUAGUAGUAUGGCUGCUAUCAGUUAAUCAGUUCCACUAUCCCUUAGACCAGUGAUGGCGAACCUUUUUGAGCCCGAGUGCCCAAACCGUAAUACAUGCCAAUUUUUUUUUCUCAAAGGGCCAAAACGGCAAUUAAACCUGAAUACUAAAGUUUAAGUUUAUAAAAAACAACUCAUACAGUUGUACGAACUAAUUAACAUCUCUGUGUGUGUAUUAAGCAGUUUGUGUGUGUGCUCGGCAGUCUGUCUGUAUGUGUAUUAAGCAGUCUGUCUGUAUGUGUCUUAAGCAGUCUGUCUGUAUGUGUAUUUAGCAGUCUGUCUGUGUACUUAGCAGUCUGUCUGUAUUUAGCAGACUGCUGAAUACACACACAGACUGCUAAAUACACACACACACACACACACACAGACUGCCGAGUACACACACACACACAGACUGCUGGGUACACACACAGACUGCUAAAUACACACACACAUAGACUGCUAAAUACACACACAUAGACUGCUGAGUACACACACACAGAGACUGCUGAGUACACACACAGACUGCUGAGUACACACACACACACAGACUGCUGAGUACACACACACAGACUGCUGAGUACACACACACACAGCUAAGUACACACACAGCUGAGUACACACACACACAGACUGCUGAGUACACAGACUGCUAAAUACACACACACAGACUGCUGAGUACACACACACACACAGAGACUGCUAAAUACACACACACAGACUGCUGAGCACACACACACACACACACAGACUGCUGAGCACACACACACAGAGACUGCUGAGUACACACACAGACUGCUGAGUACACACACACACACAGACUGCUGAGUACACACACACAGACUGCUGAGUACACACACAGACUGCUGAGUACACACACACACAGAAUGCUAAACACUCACACAGACUGCUGAGUACACACACACAGACUGCUGAAUACACACACACACACACACACACAGACUGCUGAGUACACACACACACACACACAUACUGAUGUGGGGUGGUGUGUGUGUGGGGGUGGUGGUGUGGGGGUGUGUGCGUGUGGGGUGGUGUGUGUGUUUGUGUGGGGUGAUAUGUGUAGGGCAGGGGUGCUGUGUGUAUGUCAUCCCCCUUUCCCCCUCCCACACUGUUUUCUCCCCCCCCACUAUUUUCUUUUCCCCCAUCCCUCCCUCAUUUUUCCCCCCAUCCCUCCCUCAGUUUUCUUCCCCCCCAUCUCUCCCUCAGUUUUCUCCCCCCAUACCUCCCUCACUUCUCCCCUCCCAUCUCUCCCUCAGUUUUCAUCCCCCCCCUCCUUGAUCUCCUACCUUGUAGCGUGGCCGAGCGCACCGCGGAGCUCAGUUUCCUGUACCCGGCCGGACAGGAAGUGCUCUCUCUGUGAGCACUUCAUUUCCGUCCGCCCGGGUACAGGAAACAUAAGCGCACCCUCCCUCCAGCGACCUGUGGCCGCGUGCCCAUAGAGGGGGCUCGGCGUGCCACCUGUGGCACGCGUGCCAUAGGUUCGCCAUCACUGCCUUAGACCUCUGCUGGAAAGGCAUUCAUGGCAUAAAGAAAAUCCUUUGCCCAAAAUAAGAGGCUUUUGAUUGAUGGAGACUCCUCUGGGAUCUAGGAGGCAUGUAGUGCUUGACAAAACUAUGUAUUAAAAAUGGAGGUAACGUCAUGCUACUUUGGUCUAUCAAUGAGCAACAUACCACGGUCUUAAAGGGACACUGUAGGCACCCAGACCACUUCAGCUAAUUGAAGUAGUCUGGGUGCUGUGACCCUUUUACCAGACAGCCACUGGAGGGCUUCAGGAAUCUAAACUGACUUUUGGUCCAUUAUCUGACGCUGGAGGUCCUCUUGGACCUCCAGCGUCAGAUUUUCCCCAUAGGAAAGCAUUGACUAGGUCUCCCAAUGGCUGACGGCGGGGGAGGAGCAUGGGCCGAGGGACAUUGGCGCUGGGUUCAGGUAAGUGGCUGAAUCCACACAGGAGGUGGGCCCCGAGGGAUUGAGGCUUUGUUUUCCUGGCACUAUAGGGUCCCUUUAAUAAGAUUUCCAAGUGUAUGUUUUUCUUCAGCUUCAGUGGCACUAUUGCGUCAUAGCUAUUUAUUUGAAAAGUUAAUCACAGAAUAUUCCAUGGCCAGUUAAGUUAUGUAAAAAACAAAAAGAAACAGCCUGUUCCUUAAAAAAUGCUUUAAUGUACACUGUUAAAUAAAAUAUUUGGUUAAUACUUAUUUUUUGUUUCUUCCUUCAUUUUUUGCUUGAAGAAGGUGACUAUGAGAGCCUGGAUAGUUCUACUAUUACCCUUCAUCCUGGUUUUGGUAAUCGAGGUAAAUGCUCAACGGCGUAGGCCUAAGCCAACUGUAGUACGUCCAACAAAGAGACCAACCCCCCUUCCACCAGAACCUGCUGAACCCACUGAUCUACCCCCUCCACUUCCUCCAGGACCUCCAUCUGUGUUUCCUGAUUGCCCACGAGAAUGUUACUGCCCCGCUGACUUCCCUACUUCUAUAUAUUGUGAUAGUCGCAACCUGCGCAAAGUGCCAAUAUUACCUUCCCGCACUAGGUAUGUCUAUCUGCAAAAUAAUUUCAUUAAUGACCUGCAAGAAGAUUCCUUCAAAAAUGCCACUGAGCUGCAAUGGAUCAACUUGGACAAUAACAAAAUUAAGAAAAUUGAGAAGAAAAUCCUAGAGAAAUUAGACAACCUUACUUACUUGUAUAUGGAGAAAAAUCAACUGAAGGAGAUACCAUCUUAUCUGCCUCCUAAAUUGGAGCAGCUCCGUCUCAGCCGUAAUCAGAUCUCCAAGAUACCCUCUGGUGUCUUCAGUAAGAUGGAUCACCUGAUUUUGCUGGAUUUGCACAACAACAAGCUAAGUGAUGGGGUAUUUAACAAGAAUACAUUUAAGGGCUUAAAGAACCUCAUUCAGCUGAAUCUUGCUCACAACAUUCUGCGAAAAAUGCCUCCAACAGUUCCAGAGAGUGUUAAUCAGCUGUUUCUAGACAGGAAUAACAUUGAAGACAUUCCCAGUGGCUAUUUUAAGGAGCUUCCCAACCUGGUCUUCCUACGGUUAAAUUACAAUCAACUGUCAGAAAAAGGGAUACCCAAAAACACUUUCAACAUCUCCAGUCUCCUGGUAUUGCAGCUCUCCCACAACAAACUUAGUGUGGUCCCACCAAUUAACGCUAAUCUAGAGCAUCUUUACCUGAAUGAUAACAUCAUUGAAAGUAAGUUGCAUUUGCAGGUUUUUCCACUUUAAUUUCUAUUCUAGUUACAAAUAGUUUUUCUAAGCAGAACCCCUUUUAAGUGACCUUUCACAGUCAUACUCUUAAGAUCUUAAAUGUAAUUGUCUAAUUAACCCACUCUUCCUUUUACACAUACCAUUGUCAAAAAAUUAAAUGUUUCUGCAAAUAGGGUUAUCUCUUCCAAUACACAGAGAAAAGAUUCAGGGAGAUAGGAUUUCCCAAACACAUCCUGGGAGUAAAGCCAAACUAUGAAUGGUGUUAUAAUUAAAUAAUAGCAAUAACACAAGUAUAAAAGGAGUAAUAGAUGCCGUGCCAAAAGAUUACAGGAAAUCUUUCUAUGAAUGUAAUUUGUCAUAGCAGGUGGGAUUUUACUACGUGUUCGGUUAGGAAACUAUGACGAAGGUCUGCAGGUGAAUGCUUGCAUAGCCUUAUCCAAUGUUGCCGUGAGUACCUGUGUUAGUUAUCUAAGUAUUAUUGUUUGCUUUCAGUAUUAACAGAAUAAAGCUGUUGGUGCAGUUAGAAAAUUAGAAAAGUUGAAAAGGGCUUAGGAUUCACAAAUUUUAGUUUGUGAAUUUGGAAUAUUUAAAGAUCUAGCAGUAAUAGAUAUCUGAUAGUAAUGAAGGUCAGGCAAAUAUAGUCUAAAUUGCUUUUGUAUGGCCAAACAAAAAACCCUACAGAAGAAUCAACAAUUCUCAGUUACUUGUGAUAGAUAUUGAACAUUGCCUAUAGAGAUACAUUUCUUCAAUGUAUCUCUAUGAGGAGAUGCUGAUUAGCCAGGGUGGCGUUUAGCUCCCCAUCCGGCCCCGGCCUGCUUGGCUGAAAUUUUUAGAAUUGACAAUCUUCUAAUGGAAAUCAUUUUGAUUGGCUGAGGCCAUCACUUCUGAUGAUGUCAGCUAAGGAGGCAGAUCGGGGGCAGAGCCAGCACCAGUGGACUGGAACAAAUGUAAGAUGUAACUAUAUUUAGUUGGGCCAGUGGGGCUAUAUAGUGUUUUUUUUUUUUUUAAAUAUAAAUAUCAGCCGAUCAAGUUGUACAAUGCUGACAUAGACAUGGAAGUCUAAAUAAUGUAUUAUCAAUGCAGCUAAGGAAGGAUGGUUUACAAAUACACAUACAAUCAGAUGACAACUUACAAGGUUCAAAUUUACUGAUAUCCUCAGCUGUAGUGGUAUGUUGCUUCUUCUGGACCUUUAACAUUUUCCAGCAUUUUUAUGGGUAAUGCCAUUUGUAAUACACUAAUAGCAGUAUAAAUACAGUCUAACUAGAAGUCCAAUUUGCCAUUUUUAGCAACAUGGGUUUGAUAGACUUACAUUCAUGAAAUAAAUUCAGACAAUAUCCACAGACUGAAUAUACACCAUCAAAUAAAACUAUAUUAAUGGAGUCUAACAUCCAACCAGAUUGAAUAUACAUUUGUUCAAAAUCUUCCAUUAUAGUUUCCUACUGUGUAUUUUCCAUUGCAUUCAUCCAUAUGAAUGUAAAACAUAUGUCAGAAUGUUUGCAUAUGAACAUUCUCUGAGUGAACGUGUCAGAUGUUCGUGUUGUGAUCAAUGUGAUGAAACUUGCAGCAGUCCCUUUUACUAAUUACUGUUAGGAGGCAAGGAAGAUAAAAUUAGAUAAAGAUUGAUAAAAACAGUAGAAAUACAGCUUUUAUAGAAUUCUGAACCUGCCUUGAAAAAAAAUAUUUAUUCUUUUUAAAUCAUAUAAAUAAAGGCAGGGUUUCCUUCCAUUUAGUAGUAAAAUAUGUUUUGUCCCACAACUUAAAGCCAUUAUUUCUUAGCAUCAAGCAAGAACAAUACACCUACACUAAAAUGAUCCAGGUUUCCAUCUGUCUAGCCAAAUAUCCGCAAGGAUUAUCACCUUCCUAAAAUUAAAAGACAAAGAUCAGCAUAAGUUUCCAUGCAUUUGUAAGGAAUCAGAAAAAAAAAUUAUAUUCUUUGAGAUUUGUACAAAUAAAAAUAGGUGUAACCAGUAAAAAAAAAAAAAGUAUAAGACUCGGUUGCUAGGAUCUGCCAAGCCUUGUUCUCCAAAAUGUGUAAAGCUGCACGCUACUUUUUGUAACAGUAUUCUUGUUGUCCACUUCAAUAUGCGUUUUGUUUUGUUUUCUUCCUGUAACAAUACAUCAAAUGUGGCUUUAAAUGUCAUAGCCCAUUAAGUCGAAAUUCCAGUUACGGGUACAACAAGAGAAGAGAGUAAGCGCUAAUUAACAAUUGGCAACCCUAAAAAAGGGGGAAUCCCUCACAACCCUUUUAAAAUACAGAAAGAGUGAUAAAAGAGAAGUAAGGCUGUGCCAAAGUCCUAUAGCAAUAUAUAAUCCAAUAUAAAAAGUCCAAAUAUAAGUGAAAGAGUCUAAAUAGAAUGAUCUUACUCAGAUAAUGAAUAAAGUGCUUGAUCGAGUGUAAUAUCCUCACUAUCUUUAUCCGGGAAGAUCCACUGAUAUGAAAGAAAAUAAAUAAGAGGAACUAAGUAGUGUAAUAUUUACAGUCCAUUAUAUUCGUUAUGUGGAAGAGAUAGUAAUAAACUCACAUUUGUUAGAGUUAUAGCUAGCUCUAGUGUGAAGGGCGCACAGUGGUAUAAUCCUCGCUUAUCGGAUAUGCAGUAUGCUUCUUCCGUCAGGGGUAUGUUCAACACUCAGGAGAAGGGUAAAAAGAGACAACUAAUAGUGCUCACUGAAUAAAACAGCAGUAAUAAGAUAAAUAAAAUAGUACUCACAAGCGAAGAGUAGGCUAACUGCUCUUUGAUGACAGCGUUGGUGGUAAGAUCCCCACCUAGGAUUUCUUGGAGUACAGGAUGUUUAAAACGCCAGGUUAAAAAUAAAAUCAAUAGAAAGUGUAUUAAAAGAAUAUUGGCACAAGUAUUAGAAAUACAUUGAGUUACUUUAGAAGGUGCAGCGGGGUCAGUAGUUUUACAGACUAUACAAAAUUAACAUUUACAGAAAAUUUUAGUUUGGGGAAAGAAAGAUAGAGUUUGUUUAUUUGAGGCUUCCCUAGGAAAAUUUGUGGUUAAAAUUGAUUGAAAAAUUACCAUAUUUGGGUGUUCGGGUAUGAUUUGGCUAAGUGUUUCAACCCUAAAUCCCUUUCCUCAGAUGUUGAGGUCAGAUGUUGAGGUUAGGACGCAAUCAAAUAUUCUAUACUCUGCCCUUGGGUUUUUACAUCCGAGAUGCAUUAUCUUGCACUUAUCCACAAUAAAUGUCAGUUGCCAUAACUCUGACCAUUUUUCUAGUUUACCUAAAUCAUUUGCCAUUUGGCUUAUGCCUCCUGGAACAUCACCCCUGUUACAUAUCUUGGUAUCAUCAGCAAAAAGACAUACCUUACCAUCAAGACCUUCUGCAAUAAUCACUAAUAAAAAUAUUAAAGAGAAUGGGUCCAAGUACAGAUCCCCACUGGUGGCAAGCCCAUGCUUCAAAUAUACUCCAUUGACAGCCCUCUGUUGCCUGUCACUCAGCCACUGCUUUACCCAUUCAACAAUAUUGGAAUCCAAACUUAAAGAUUGCAGUUUAUUGAUAAGCCUUCUAUGUGCAACAGUGUAAAAAGCCUUACUAAAAUCUAGGUAAGCAAUGUCUACUGCACCACCCUGAUCUAUUAUUUUAGUUACCCAAUCAAAAAAAAUCAAUAAGAUUAGUUUGGCAUGAUCUCCCUGAAGUAAACCCAUGUUGUCUGUGAUCUUGAAAUUCAUGUGAUUUUAGAUGUUUAACAAUCCUAUCCUUUAACAUGGUUUCCAUUACUUUCCCCACUACUGAAGUAAGUCUUACUAGCCUAUAGUUGCCCUCUUGUGAAUGGGCACAACAUUCUCUAACUUUCAAUCUUCUGGGACUACACCUAUUUUUUUACUGCCUGUGCUAUUUUCUCUUCUGUGUGUGAUUUGGUAGCUCUUAUAAGUUGCUUAGCCUCUUUCUGCCUAAUCUUAUCGAUAAUUCUGUCUUUGUCGUUCUGUUUUUUUUUUAUAAUUAGUAAAUGCUAACUUUUAGUUUUUUACUAUUUUGGCCACAUCUGUGGAGUACCACAGUGGUUUCUUGAAUUUUUUGCUUUUACUAACAACACUAAUGCAAUUUUCUGUUGCCUUCAGCAGUGCAACUUUUAAAAAAUCCCAUUUCUCUUGGACUCCAUUUAAAUUGUUUCACUCUGAUAAUGACUCCUUUACACAUAUUCUAAUUUUAGAAAAGUCUGUUUUUUAAAGUCUAAAACUUGUUUUUGUGUGGUGUGACUCAGUCACUGUUCUUAUAUUAAACCACACUGACUGAUGAUCACUGGAUCCAAAAAUUUUACCCUAGAGAAAUAUCUGAUACCAAAUCUCAAUUUGUUAACACUAAAUCUAGUAUGGCCUCUUUACAAGUUGGCUCCUCAACGACUUGUUUUAAAGACAAUCCCAGUAGGGAGUUUAGAAUAUGUGUGCUCCUGGCACAAGCAACUAUUUUGGUUUUCCAAUUCACAUCAGGAAGAUUAAAGUCACCCAUGAUGAUAACUUCCCCCUUCAUUGUCAUUUUAGAUAUUCCCUCAACUAGUAGAUUAUCUAACUCUUCUAUUUGUCCUUGGGGCCUAUAAAAUCACACAUACACGCAGGGCAGGCACUUCCUAUAAGGCGAACUAGGCAGCCGCCUAGGGUGCCAAAUAGGAGGGGCCGCCCUGCGCCCCCAUUGCCAGCCCUUUAAAUGAUGCAGCUGCCUGAGCGCUCUAUAGAGAGCCUCAGGUGGCUGCAGCACUGCCUCUCUUCUCACCUCCCCUUCCUGUAGCGUGGCCGAGCUCCUCUUCGGUCCGCAGUCCCGGCCGGACUGAUAGGAAGUGCACACUCAGUGUGUACUUCCUGUCAGUGCGUCCGGGUACAGGAAACAGAAACUCCUGUACCACGGACCACAGAGGAGCUCGGCCACCCACGCUACACGAUGGAAGGGGAGGUGAGUAGAACACAGGGAGGGUGGAAAAGAAGAACCGGGGGAGGGGAGGGAGUAAGAAGAAGAGGGGAGGGGAGUAAGGGAGGGGGGAGUAAGAAGAAGAGGGGAGGGGGGAGUAAGAAGAAGAGGGAGGGAGGGGAAGAAGAAGGGGAGUAAGAAAAGAAAACAGUAAGUAGAAGAGGAGAGGGAGAGGGAAGAAGAGGAGAGGGGAAAGAAAGAAGGGGGAGGGGGAGUAAGAAGAAGGGAGGUGGUAAGAAGAAGGGGAGGGAGGAAGAGAAGGGAAGCUAAGAAAGGGAAAGGGAAGUAGAAAGAAGAAGGGGGAGGGGGGGAGUAAGAAGAAAGGAGGUGGAGUAAGAAGAAAGAGGGGGAGGGAGUAAGAAGAAGAGGGAGUGGGGAGUAAAGAACAGGGAGGGGGAGUAAGAAGAACACAGGGAGGGGAGUAAGAAGAACGGGGAGUAAAAAGAACACAGGGAGCGGGAGUAAGAAGAAAACAGGGAGGGGGUGGGGAGAAGGGGAGAUGAGAACACAGGGGGGAGUGAGAAGAACACAAGGGGGUGGAGUGAGAAGAACACAAGGAGGGCGGGUAAGGAGAAGGGGAGGUGGGGAGAACACAGGGAGGGUAGGGGGCAGAGAAGAACACAGGGAGGGAGGGCGUGGGUGUGAGAAGAACACAGGGAGGGUGGGUGGGUGUGAGAAGAGACCACUAGGGAAAGGUGGGUGGGGAAAGACCACUAAGGUGCAGGGGAGAGCUCUAAGGGACAGAAGGAAGAGCUCUAUAGGACAGGGGGCAGGACAGGGAGCUCUUUCACACUACGCGCACACACACACACACACACACACGCACACAAAGCAUCCCUAUACAUACACAGAAGCACACAAUGGUUCCCUUACACACAGAGAAACACACAAUGCAUCCAUUACACACACACACAAUGCAACCCUUACACACAAAGACAAUGCAUCCUUUGCACACAUACACAGAAACACACAAUGCAAACCCUUACACACACACUGCUUUUCUUACAUACACACAGAAACACAAUGCAUCACUAACACACACUCAAUGCACACACUUACAGACACACACCUUGUACCCCUUAUGCAUACAAACACAGAUUCACACAAUGCAUCCCUUACACACAACCAGAAACACACAAUACAUCCCUUAUACACAAACACACACUGCUUCCACUACACACAAACACACUGCAUCACCUACACAAACUGGUAUCCCUAUACACUACAUUCCAUAAACAUACACAUUAGAUCCUCUACAAUAACACAUAACACAUCACCUACACACUCCACUCCCUGUCAGUGAACUCAUGAGUGGAACAUAUAGGUGGACUUAUGGGUGGGCCUUAUGGGCAUACUCACCAUCAGGCCCUUUCUCCCAGAACAUUGAAUUUUGUGACCACAGUUACAAACAGCUUCCAGAGAUCCUGUUCUACACCAAACCAGUGGAGCCAAACUGCAGCCAGAGCCCAUCACCAUCCUCAUCUGGUUGUAAGUAGGCAAUCUAGUAUAUUAUUAGUGACACUAAUCUCUAAUUUACCUCACAUUAAAGGGACACUAUAGUCCCCAGAACCACUGCAGCUUAAUGAAGUGGUUCCGGUGUCUAUAGCCUGUCCCUGCAGGCUUUUUAAUGUAAACACACACUGUGUGCAGCACUGGCGUUAGUUUUUUAUUAUUAUUAUUAUUAUUAUUAUCAUUUAUAUAGCGCCAACAGAUUCCGUAGCGCUUUACAAUAUUUUGAGAGGGGGGAUGUACCAAUGAAUAGGACAAUUACAAGACAACUUACAGGAACAAUAGGUUGAAGAGGACCCUGCUCAAAUGAGCUUACAGACUAUAGGAGGCGGGGUAUUAGAAACAUUAGGACAAGAAAUAUCAAGUAGGAGUGAGGCAGAGCUGGAGGAGAGAGCAAAGCACUGUCCCAUAGGAGAGAGCAGGAGACAGGUAUGUAAGGUAGAGAUUACUCUGGGAGGCCAUAAGCUUUCCUGAAGAGAUGGGUUUUAAGGCUCUUCUUAAAUGAUUGAAGACUAGGGGAUGGCUGAUGGCAGUAGGCAAGCUAUUCCAUAGGAGAGGAGCCACCCGCGAGAGGUCCUGCAAGCGCGAGUUGGCCGUACGGGUGCGAGCAGCGGUGAGGAGGUGGUCACGGGCAGAGCGGAGGGUACGAGGAGGGGCAUAUCUAUGGAUUAGUGAAGAGAUAUAAGCGGGGCUAGAAUUGUUUAUAUGACAGAUCAUAUGGGUGGGGCAUUGUGAUGUCACAUGGGGGGAGUGGGCAGACAUUUUUUCUUUUGCCUAGGGCGGCAAAAAUCCUUGCACUGGCCCUGGAUACAAUAUGGGUUUUAAUGUACCUUUAAAUGUGUUAAAUACUAGAGGAAAUAAUUGAGCAAUUCAAUAUUGCCAUUAUUCUGCCAUACCCGCUUGAAACUUGCACUAAUGCACACCCUACACAGACAUGCACUUACACACAUACACAUAAAUGCAUGCACUCAGACAUUUACACACUGCUAGUUUGGAAGUUGUAUGAUUGGGGGCACUUGAGAAUUCUGUUCCUACAGGUGAUUGUGAUGUAAAUUCGGCCACAUAAACCUAGAGUAGUGAGUUACACAAAUGUUCAACCAUUGUACGGAACUUGUUGGCUUUUUAUAAAUUAUUAUAAUAUUCAAUUUUUUAUAUACUGGUUGAGAAUAGGAGAACCCAACGUGCAGUAUAGGCAAAGGAGGAAUUAGAGAAGAAAGUUUUUGAAAAAUUGGUAUAAUGGUAAAAAUGGGGAGAAUCAUAACAGAAGUCAGAAGUAUUACAGUAUUUUGAGAAAACGUAGGGAGAAUGGUGAGGUCUUUGUCUUGGAACAUCUAACUAAAGACUUUCAACUGGACACCAAAGAUUCCAAAAUAUCAGAUAUUUAAAUUAAUGAUAGCACCAAGAUAUGCUGGGAAGCUUUCACAUCUUGCACAUUUUAAAUUAAAAAAAACAUUUUCAUACAAUUUUUAUGUUUGCCCUCUAUGGAAGUUCUAAGUUUUUAUGAAGGAAAUUUAAUCUAGCAGACAGUUAUUGCAUGAGAAGCAGUUAAGGCACUAGCAUUUAAGGAUCCUUGGCUCGAAGCAUUUACGACACUCAAGGCAGAAUUAAUAUACCUUACAAUAUAAUGCACCACCAGAAUGAUAAUGAAGUGUUGGUGAUUAAAGGAAAAGCCUUCACUCUAUAUGUAGGAGCAUUAAAUUUCUUCAGUCACAGAUCUACUUCCAGCCAGCUUACUGGUCUGUGCCCUGGCUGGAAAACAUGCAGAUAAAACUCUCACAUACUUUGUCACAGCAGAGAUGUUAUCAUCCAUAGCAAUUUACUAAAAAGCCACAAAUGUUAUAUAGUAUGCUGCCAAACAAUGUAACUUUAAAAAAAGGAAAUCUAUGUUCAAGAAAUAAGAGGCAUUAACGUAGAUCAGGGAUAGGCAACCUUUGGCACUCCACAUGUUGUGGACUACAUCCCCCCUAAUGCUCUUACACACAUAAUGCUGGCAAAGCAUCAAGGGAGGUGUAGUCCAAAAUAUCUGGAGUGCCGAAAGGUUGACUAUGCCCGAAUUAGAUAUACUGUACUUUGCUUAAAUUCUUUCUGGUGCAUGUAGCUGCAAUCUUUUAAUUUUCUUGGAUAGAGGACUGGAUUUCCCAAUAGGCAGAGUAGGCACCUAUCCUGCAAGGGGCACUUAUAAAGUGUAAUUUUGGAGAUUAGUUGGGCUUGUGAAGGGAGAUACGCAUAAGGAACCUUGGCCAGUGUCCUCUGUAGUCCAGUCAGACUCUAAAGCUUGAUAGAAGAGCUGCAGGGACAUGUAUCGAGGGAUUAAAACUCAGUGCUGUCCCAGCUCCUCCAGUGUCCUUCUCUGAGGCUAGACAGGAAGUGGAAGGAAUCACUUCCCAUUUGCCCACCAACAGCCUCUAACACAGGAAAUGCUUUGCAGGGGGAACAGUGAUGCAAACACAGUGGUUCCCAAACUUUUUAGGUUCAAGGCACCCUUAGUAUUUCAAUUUUUUUCUAAUGCAGCCCAAGUCAAAAAAAAUUCUAGGUUAUAUUUAUGUACAGCGCUGUGGCAAAUGCUGGGCCCCUGUUCGGCAGAAAUGCUUGCCGUUCAGGCACAGACAGAGAGCCUAAUCUUGGGAGUGGCAUUGAUAGAUUAUUUAAAGAAACAAUCCAGGCACAAUAACCACUACAUUACAUUGUAGUGGUUAUGGUGCCAGUAGUGCCGUCGUGCCCUCCCAGGGUAAGUAACUUACUUGGGGUCUGCCUGGUUAGGGGCUGUAGUGUGUGUGGUACAGGGGUGUAUUGUGUUUGUCAAGAAUGUAGUGUGUUUGUGUGUGAGGGGUGCAGUGUGUGUGUAUGUGGGGCAAUUUGUGCACGAGGGGUACAGUGUGUGUGUGAGGGGUAAAGUGUGUGUGUUGGGGGGCAGGUUUUGUGAGGGGUACAGUGUGUGGUUGUAUGGGAGGGCAAUGUGUAUGGGAGGGCAAUGUGUAUGUAUUGGGGGGGCAGUGUGUGUAUAUAGGGAUAAUUGUUUGUAUGGGGAGGAGUAUGUGUCCAUGGGUGAGUAGUGUGUGUGUAUGGGGGGGAGGUAUUGUGUGGUGUGAGGUCUGUGGGAGUAGGAGGGAAAAUUAAUAAAUAUAUACUUUCUUUCUUUUUUUUAAUUAAAAAUAAAAAUGAUAUCCCUCCUCCCUGCUUACCUUUGACUGGGAAGGGGGAUAUUUCUUGCAAUCCCUGGUGGUCCGGUGGAGAAGCUCUGGCAGUCUUAGUGGUGACAGUGAACUCUAGCAGACUCAAAAGCUGCUAGAGUUCACUCACACGAAAUUUGGAGCAUUGCUGUGGUAAUCGCGACAACGCUCCAAGCGCGCGAGACGAGAACUUGGCAGAGCUGCAUGUUAGAGCUCCCCCCGGGUCCUCUCUCUCUCAUUUCCUGCCGGCUGUCAGCAAAGUGCUAUCGGGCCAGAGAGGGAGAUCUCUGAUCUCCCCUCUGGUCCUGAAGAGCCAAUAGGGGAGAGUGAGGCACAGUGAAGCAAAUAUCUCACGGCACCCCUGUGUGACCCGGGGCACUGCGGCACACAGUUUGGGAACCACUGGUAUAACAGCUCUUGCAGUUCGUCUAUCUAUAUUAGAAGGGUGAUUCUACAAAGAUCCAGUGUAGCGGAGAUACAAUAUUCCCCAGGUUAUCUCCGCUUAAGAUCCCAGUGAGGCUCAGGAACAAGUAAAUUAUAAAUCCACAGGCAAAGUUUCCAGCAGGCAAAAUAAUCCAAUAGUAUCCCCACAGCAAUCCCAAUGACCAGAUGACACACAGCAUCAGGAGCAGAACUGACAACCUUUAUUCCACAGUGCCUUAUAUAGCAUGCUCCCAUGCAAGGGAGGGAUUUCCAUUCAUUAAUACAGUAGCCAAUCCUGUCCCGGUAACCUCCCACACAUCUCCUCCCCUCAGCCGGCAUCAUAAUCCCCUUAUCCAGUACAGCAAUUCCCCCUGUUUCUGGAUGUACCCCUGAACCUAAGGGUACCACUUUAAAUUAUACAUCCCCUGGUAGCCCUGAUCUGGGUGAACAACAUAUCCAAAAAUCACCCAGAUCAGACCAGGGGUUCGGGAAUUUCCUGGAGGGAAUAAAAUGACCGACUGUGCUGGAUGAACUAGCCGAAUUGAUCUCCAUGCGAUUGGGCCCUGCGGUCGGUCCUGGAAAAGGCGAAUGAAGUACCUGAAAGCCUCCAGCUAUAGAGGCUUGGGAGGGUUUGCCUGAAUACCCUCGUUCGGUUGAUUAUGCCUACCGAACGAGGGGCCGUUCGGUAGUUUGGAACCGAACGGACCGGGCUGAUGGAGGUCUCAGCGGUGUUCGCCUAGUCGAGUGUCUGUUUUGAGUUCCAGACACUCAACGGCAAAACACCGCUGUUCGGGAGGUUAAGGACGGCCGCCGCCAAGUGUUCGUUUCUCGAAUGGCGGCCACCCCUGAGAACAAAGGAUUGCUACACAGCUUGUCAAUUACCCGUUCGCAACAAUGUUGCAACGGUAAUUGAAGGCACACUUCACACAGGGGAGGUCUGACUGUUCGGUAGUUUCAUUCGCACAAACUAAGGGGAUGAAACUACCUAACAUUCAGACGAAUCCAAUACAUUUUACACAUAGAACUUAGCUAUUUUACACGAAUGCAUUCCCUUACUGCAUAGACAUUUAGCAAAUAGACGAAUACAGGUUACACAUAAUUCAAGUCCCAGGGCAGCUCAUGGCCAUACGCUACAUACAGUGAUACCUGUAUCCUAAGCAACCCCUUUUUCCCUAACCCUAAAUUUAACUUCUCGCAAAAUCUAAAUAAUAUAUUUCCUUAGUCCCAAAUUUAAGCACUCAAGGCCUAAACCUAAAAAAAAACACACACAAAAAAAAAAAACCUAAAAGUCUAGAUUUAAGUGGUUAGUCCAGUCACUGUGGCUACUUCUGCUUUUACAAAUGGUCAAUGUGGUAGGAGUCUGUAUGUGCAGCGUUUCUGUUUGAAAUGCUGAAUAUACUGAGAUACUUGCAGUUUUGUGCCAAAGGCUAUUUGCAUCCCCUGCACACAUGACUUACCUCUGUUCCGAUCUGCCAAAUGUCAAUUCUGCAAAAAUUACAUCUGCCAUCAGUGCGUGCUAGGGGAAGUUUUUCCUUGCUGGGAGACUGUCAUAAAAGGCUGAGUUUGGCCAUCAAUAAAUCAGAUCGUUUUACCCCUUCCUGAAGUCGCGACUCAUGUUUGGGGGAAUUGGGAGCUAUAAUCACUACUUCGUUAUUAUUCUACUGGGAGUUCGGGAGAAGCUGCAAGGAUCGGUACUACAUAGAUAACAGGAUCCUUCACAGAUGUCAUGUAUGAAGUCAAAUAGGGAGUGGAAAUGAGGGAAGAGGACUUCACCCAGCAUUUUUUAUUUAUUAAAUAAGGGGCUAGACAUGUUCAAUAGUGCCCAAUCUGGCAUAAUAAAGAGAAAAAUUUACCGUAUGAGAAACAAGUUAUAAUAACCCUUUUACUCCUCUUAAUAAUUAAAAACACCAUGUAUCCAUUCCAAUACUAAAUUAAACCCCACUAAAACCCUAAAUCCACUCUAUACCCCCUCAGAAGUUUUUAAACUUCUUAAUACCUUUUGUAAAUUUACUCUGACAUUAUCCACCCUCUUUAAAAUUAAAUCUCCCUAUCAGUGGCGUACCUGGUGCAAAACUGAUCCGUGCCCCCACCCCCGAUCCGUGCCCCCCCCAGACAUAUGCAUACAGACACACACUCAUACACACAGACACAUACAGAGACACACAUACAGACACACACACACACAUACAGAUACAUACAGACAGAUACACACACACAUACACCCCCCGACAGACACAUACAUACAGACAGACACACACACCCCCGACAGACAUACACACAGACACAUACAUACACACACAUACAUACAAAUACAAAAAGAAAAGUCCUGUGCUCACUCCCAUCACAACUGGGCGGCAGCAACGACCACAGUACACAUCAGCUCAAUACAUAUAGUAAAAACCAAAGGAAAAAAGUUACCUGCACUCUCUCCUUAAUCCCUAUGUAUAUUUAAACAAAUGGAGGUCAUUUAGUUACUCCAAUAGCCACUAGAGGGAAUGCCCGCCUGCCAACGUCAAGGUAGACCCCCCCUAGACUGGUCCUACUCUGACCUUGCUUCCUUGAGUCUACAUACAGUCUGCAUGUAUGGGUCUGUAUGUGUGUGUGUGUGUAUGUGUGCGUCUCUGUAUGUAUGUGUCUGUAUGUGUGUGUGUGUGUGUGUGUCUCUGUAUGUAUGUGUCUGUAUGAUACAGACACAUACAUACAGAGACACACACAUACAGACACAAGUACACACACAGACUGACACACACAUACACAAAAUGUUUAAGUCACCCUCCUGUUUCCUACCUUUGGCAGGAGAGUGACUUUCCCUGAGGUCCAGUGGUGGCUCUGGCUGGUGGGAGUCUGAGUUCUGACUCGGACUCCCUCCUCCUUCCUCCCACACAGCUCUCUGACAGCUGGGAGGAGUGACCAGUGCACUCACUUCCUCCCAGCUCUUUCUGAUGUUAUCACGGGGGCCCCGUCGCGCUGUUAAAGCAACGCAGUGCUGACCGAGCCCCCUGAAAAUCCAUAUCCAUCGGGUGGCCCUAACAGCAUGGGCCACCCGAUGGACCGCUUCAUGUUUGUUUGCCGCGCGGGCCAGGGCCACAAAACAUGGCGGUGGGUACCCCUGGAGUGACGGGUCCGGUCGCAGCUGCGACCCCUGCGACCGGGGUAUGUACGCUAGUGCUCCCUAUCCACUUAUACCAAUUUUUUUUAACCUUGCAUGUAUUUAUACAGUUGCAUGCACUCACUAUAUUUACAUAUUCAAACACAAUACAUUACAGAAAUAGGUACAUUUAUACAUAUGCAGUUGUCCAAUUUGAAUAUGUUUUUUAGACUUUUAGAUUUUGUUUUUGCCUGCAAUGCCCAGUUUUUACAUUCAUUAAACUCAUUAAUAAUUUUUUUGGGGUGGGGGCACUUUAAAAUUCUCUACAGGCACAUGACAUGUAAUUCUGGCCAUGCUUGGAAAAUUGUUUAUUUUCGUUAAACUUCUACAUAAACUUACAACUGUACUUAAAAAUUCCCAGGUCUCUGCCCCCCCACCCCACCUUUUAUAAGAGAGAGAGAGACAAAGAUCUGGUGCUAAUACAUGGCUUCUUAUGCCACAUGCAUCAGAUCAUUUGUGGAACAAAGGGGAGUUUCCAAGUUGCAUGAUAAAGUUGUGUGAUAAACAGACAUCCCAAAUCCCCAGGAGCCUCUGGGAGACUCCCACAUUUUAAAUGUGGCUUCCUGACUCCUGCAAAUCAUAUAUAAUAUCCCGUAAAUCACACACACAUUGUGUCAGAUUGUGUGUGUGAUUUCCGGGAUAUUGUACUAUUUAGCAUGAUACUUGCUAAAUAAUACUUUCUAAACUAGCUAAACAGGGAGCCGGUCGAGUGACGACCCUUUAAGAGCUGACCUGGUCCCUGUGAUAUCAGACGGCAGGGAAGAAAUGCUAAGUGCUGCCACCCUGCUUCAAAGAGAGCUGUGAGGGAGGAGAAGGUUGGAGGAUGCAUGGAGGCAGAGAAGAGCAGCAGCUCACUCCCAUCAGCAACUGCCCUCCUGGACACAAAGGUAAGCUAACUGGAGAGCUGCUGCAAAUAUAUAAAGUAUGAAAUGUAUGUGUGUAAGAUUGUGUGUAUGUCAGGAUGUGCAUCUGUAUGUCAGUGUGUAUCUGAGUGUAUGUGCCAGUUUUAGUGUAUCUGAGUUUAUGUAAGUGUGUGAAUCUGUGUGUCGGUGUGUGUAUCUGAGUGUAUGUGGCAGUUGUAAUGGAUCACCUGGCACCCCAACUGGGUACCUCCGUUGAUGGAUGCUCCUAGUGCUUCCCAAAGACUCCAAGCACUUCUCUUGACACCAUCAGCACUGCAGACCAAACCUCUCUUCCUGCAGAGAGCAAAGCUGGAACAAGCUCUUAUAAGAGCUUAGUGAUUAUAGCCAAGGGAGUAUACAGCGUAUAGCAAUCCCCAGUGUAGAUGCAGCCUUUCCCCCCCACACAUGAGACGUGGCUCUAUGUUGAGGGUAAACCAGGAACUCAGCAGUCUGAGGGUUUAUUGUCUUAUAUGCAACUUUUCUCACAAGGUUACCACCCAGGUGGUCUUGUGGAAUAGCCAAUCAAACACAAUACAAUACAAUCAGACACUCCCAGUCAUGACACACAAACCCUCCCCUCUGCCUGUGAUAUACUAACUGUACACAAUGGGUUACCUUAAUUAUCACAGGCAGGAACAUAUACACAGUUUUAUACAAUAUUCAUAACUUCCAAACCAUACAUGCAAUUCACAUAUUCUGAACCAGCAUAAGCAGAAUACAAACAUAUGUCAAAAUCAUACAAAUUGGUCCAGUGGUUCAAAAUUAGAUGGAAGUCCUAUUUGACCGACUGCAAGCAUGGCUUUCAUGCCCAAAACAGUUCCACAGAUUUAGGCUGUGCAGCCAGUCAAUCUUCUCCUCUAUCCUGGAGAUAAUUGGCUUAAGUAACUGUAGUAAACUCAAUUAUCUCCAGGUACAGAAAAUAUCACUAAGUUACAACUGCACCAAAACACAUAAAAAUACAUAACUAAUAUUCUAUAGAACUGAAUCCCCACAUUUGACCUAUCCCCAAAUACAGUUGCAAGAAAAAAUAUGUGAACCCUUUGGAAUGAUAUGGAUUUCUGCACAAAUUGGUCAUAAAAUAUGAUCUGAUGAUCAUCUAAGUCACAACAAUAGACAAUCAUAGUCUGCUUAAACUAAUAACACACAAAGAAUGAAAUGUUGCCAUGUUUUUAUUGAACACACCAUGUUAACAUUCACAGUGCAGGUGGAAAAAGUAUGUGAACCCUUGGAUUUAAUAACUGGUUGAACCUCCUUUGGCAGCAAUAACUUCAACCAAACGUUUCCUGUAGUUGCAGAUCAGACGUGCACAAUGGUCAGGAGUAAUUCUUGACCAUUCCUCUUUACAGAACUGUUUCAGUUCAGCAAUAUUCUUGGGAUGUCUGGUGUGAAUCGCUUUCUUAAGGUCAUGCCACAGCAUCUCAAUCGGGUUGAGGUCAGGACUCUGACUGGGCCCCUUCAGAAGGCGUAUUUUCUUCUGUUUAAGCCAUUCUGUUGUUGAUUUACUUCUAUGCUUUGGGUCAUUGUCCUAAGUGUCAAGGGGGCUAGGUAAUUGGUCCCAUGGCUGCUCUCUAACUACUUUUCACAUCUAAACGACCAAGUGCAUAGUACUUUAAUUCUUUAUAUUCAAAUAUCUUGAAUGUCUUUUAACACAAUCUAUUUUGUUUGUGUACUUGUGUCUAUAGCUGAUGUUAACAGAAGGGUUGAUAAAAUUGCCACUAAAUUGGACCACUAAAUAGUUUUUGCACCCCAGGCCACAAUUUGCCAGCUGUCCCUUAGUGAUACUAGUAUUAUUUAUGCUCCAUAUAUACAUUGCAGUAUGUUUGUUUCUUUAAGGUAUGAACAAUGGACACUACAUGUAUUGUGACUAUAUAUAUUUUUUAAGUUAUUGAUUGUGCUAUGUUAUGUUUUAGUUACAGUGCUUAUUUCCAUUUUAUUUGAUCUAACAAGGACUCAUUAGUUGUGUUUUGUUUUGAACAUGCCAUCAUGUCAUGGGAAGUAUUUUUGUUUUUUAUUCUGUUCAUGCACUAACACAAUAAUUAAAUUAGUUGUUAGAAAAGUGUUUUCAAUUACUUUGAAAAGUAAUUUUUGUGUUGGUUUUGCUUAGUCUCUGAGGUUUUGGUUAAUGUGUCUAUUAUUUCUUCUUUUUAUCAAAAUAGUGAUCUCAAAUACCUUAGCUUGUAAUGUAAGGUGCAGGGCUCUUUUUUAGUGAUCUGAUAUUGGUAAAGAAAUUGUGAUCAGCAACAAUAUUAAUACCACCUGCCUAAUAGCAUGUAGUUCCCCCUUGUGCUACCAAAACAGCUGUGCAAUUUUGGGCACCUGUUCUAAAGAAAGAUAUCAUGGCACAAGGAAAAGUGCAGACGAGCCACAAAAUUGAUAAAAGGAAUGGAGCAUUUUAGUUACGAAGAAAGAUUAAAAAAUUUAGAUCUGGGGGGGCGGAGCUUGCGGCCAACGAGGGUAGACGCCAUCUCAGCCAGCUCCCCGCAACUUGCUUGAAACCCAUCGAAAAUCGCGGACAUCCUACCCCAUCAAGCGACGCAACCCGGCUGACCUACCUCACAGAGAGUCCCUGCAUCCGUCGAUGCCGUUCUUCCAGAUGCCCAGGCAGGCAAAAAUAAAACGCAGGUCUGGGGCCUACUGCGCAACGCCAGCCUACAGCCUGGACGACCUACUCACGAUCGGCAGAGUGGGAUACAGCCUGCAACUCCCGGACACCUCAUCCCCACAUCAAACCCUAAUGCCGGCAAUGGGACGUCGGUCCCAAAAACCACACACAGCGGCAGAGUGCAGGGAUAUUGGCACCAUGCUGCAACGACCGGCACAGGGCAAAACACCCUCCACAGAGGUACUGCAGCCCACACACAUUGAAGCCACGAGGCAGAGUGAUGAGGCAGGGGCCACACAAGACCUGCAGACAGAUCAGGCCCCAUUCCAAGAGCCCUAUGAUGGCACAGCUCCAACUACCAAAGCUGAUUUAAAGGCACUGCUGGCAGACAUACACAAGGUCUGGGCUGCAGACCUCCAGCAAAUAAAAGGCAGUCACAGGCCUUUUAUUUGCUGGACAUACAGGCAGUCACAGGCCGAGUAACACAAGCGGAAACAAACAUCAGCAGCAUUAACUCUGACUUGACCACAAUUAAAGACACAGUUACUCAGCUCCAAGUGCACCAAUCAGCCUUGUCGCUCAGGCUGACUGCCUUUGAAGACAGACUACGCUGCAACCAUGUUAAGAUAAGGGGAGUCCCUGCUAACAUUACUGCAGAUGAACUACCACACUAUGCUAGGCGAUUGCUGGCGACCAUCUUACCUCACCCAGUGACCAGGAAAUUAACCAAUGAGGGAACAUUUCGACUACCAGGCUCACCCACGGCAAAACUAGGCCAAAUGCGAGACGUCAUACUCCGCUGUGCCACCGCUCAGGAUAAAGCCCAGAUUAUGCUAGCCCUGAAGGGUAAAACACCACUGUCCUUUGAAGGCGCCUCUCUAAUCUUCUACCAGGACCUCACAUGAGCCACACUGCAAUGGCGCAAAUCACUGGCACCGAUCACUUCCCAACUCAGAACGGCUGGGGUGACAUACAGAUGGGGCCCCCCUGGAAGGUUAUAUGCUACGCAUAACUAGAAGCAGGGGCAGAUAUACCCUCUUUCCUUGCAUCACUUGGCAUAACAGGCCAGACCGUAAGAACACAAGACAAGCCAUCCAAAGCCUGGGACCCAGCGAACACCAACCAUAUUCACACCGAGAGCCGCCACGUCAGGGGAAAUGGAGCCUUAGCAGGACUGAACACUAAAUACUUAAACGCAACUCGACAAGACAGCCAAACACUCCAACAAAGCCCCACUGUUUAAAAUGUGUUUAAUGUUUAGCAUUAAUGCUUCAGUUUAUGUUUUUAAACCACACGACGUCUAGUCACGAAAACCCGAAUUUGGGUUGAUAAUUACACGACCGAGAUGGUGAUUUCCCCCCCCCCCCAUAAUCCCCAACAAACACCCCCCUAAGGAGUGGGCGAACUACACAGUGGAGCGUAUACACCCACACCCUCACUCUCUUCCCUACACUAGAUAUACACUAACCCUCAGGCACGGGACCUACCAACCCACCUGACGCUCACUAGGCAACCCUGAUACCACACACCCUUGUAACCAGCUCAGUAUAGAGCCUACUCAGUCAGAUGCAAAACGUGACCUACUAACAGAGAAACAAAAUACACAACACCCCCGAACCCUUAAGCGACAAUCCACCCCCCCAAGGGAUCACUAUAUGGUACCUACACAGGGCUCCUUCAGCCUCAACUAACUUAAGAUGAUGAAAAGCAAAAUCCCCUCCUCUUGCGCCUAUACCUUCUCAGACAAAAUGCUAACCUACAUGCAAUCAAACUAGGCAUACUUGUCUAACACAUACAAUCUAUCUAUAAGAUGCAAAUCUCAUAUAGGAGAUUACUUAACUUAGCUUGUUCAUACAACUCACUAAAUGUAAAAAUGUGCAAGUUUUAACGCAUAAAUUACCUAUGUUCAAAUAAUAAUGCGCUUGUGGAAGCUGUUGUUGCUAUACAAGCACUGCUGUAAACCCAUGCACAACAAAAAUAAAGAAUUAUAAAAAAAAAAGAAAUUAGAUAUGUUUAGUUUGGAAAAAAGGUGCCUGAGAGGGGAUAUGAUAACAUUAUAGAAAUAUAUUCAGGGCCAGUACAAACCAUUAUCUGAAAAUCUAUUCAUAAACAGGGCUAUACAUAGGACACGAGCUCACGCAUUUAGGCUGGAAGAAAAGAGAUUUAAUCUAAGGCAAACAGUAAGAGCAGUAAGGGUAUGGAAUUCUCUGCUGAAGAGGUGGUUUUGUCAGAGUCACUACAGAUGUUUAAACUGAAAUUGGAUAAAUACUUGCAAAAACAUAACAUACAGGGAUAUAAUUUCUAAUUAGUGGGGUAAUAGCUGCUUGAUCCAAGGAGACAUCUGACUGCUAUUUUGGGGUCAAGAAGGAAUUUUUUCCUAGUUUGUUGCUAAAUUGGAAGCGCUUCUUUUGCCUUCUUUUGGAUCAACAGCAAAAACAUAUAUGAGGAAGGGUGAACUUGAUGGACACAAGUCUCUUUUCAGCUAUGUAACUAUGUAAGGCAUGGACUCCACAAGACCUCUAAAUCUGUCCUAUGCUAUGUGGCACCAAGACAUUAGCAGCACAUCCGUUAAAUCCUGUAAAUUGCAAGGUGGGACCUCCAUGGAUUAGAUUUGUUGUUCCGGCACAUCCCACAUAUGCUAAAUCAGAUUAAAAUCUGGAGAGUUUUGAGGCCAACCAUUCCUGGACAAUUUUUGCAGUGUGGCAGGGUACAUUAUCCUGCUGAAAGGGAACACCAUUGAUAUGAAGGGGUAAACGUGGGCUUCCAUUAUCUCUAGGUAGUUGGUACAUGUCAAAGUAACAUCUAGAUGAAUGCCAGGACCCAAGGUUUCCCAGCAGAACAUUUCACAGAGCAUAACACUGACGUACAGAGUCCCAUAUGCAGCAAACUGUGAUGCACUGUGUUCUGACACCUUCUAUCAUGACCAGCAUUAAGAUUUUCAGCAAUUUGAGCUAUACAGGUGGUCCUCAUGGUGCGACCUACCUGUUUUGCACGUCAAGGGAUUCCCCAUGUUACAGAGUUGGUCUAUGUUCGGGGAAUUUUCCCUGAACAUAGAAAAACGCACCAGAGAAGGGAAUCCAUCUAAUCUAGGUUUUCGGGGAACGUUCCCCUAACAUAGAUUUGAUGGAUUCCCUGCUCUGCUGCGCAUGUCUAUGUUUGGAGAAAUUUCCCCAAACAUAGACCUAAACUGGUGCCCAUGAUCCUCACUUACCGACCAAUUUGUUUUACAAUUGGAUCAUAAAAAUGGAACCUGUUUGGUAAGUGAGGAGCAUCUGUAGUACCUCUUCUGUGUGAUCGGAUAAGAAGGGCUAGCUUUUGCUCCUCAUUUGCAUCAAUGAGCCUUGGGCAUCCAUGACUGUGACACUGGUUCACCAGCUGUCCUUUCUUGCACCACUUUUAGUAGGUACUAACCACCGCAUACCAGAAACACCCCACAAGACUUUUUGUUUUGGACAUGCUCUGACCCUUCGUCUCACCAUCACUAUUUGGUCUGGUCAAAGUCAUUCUUUUCACUUUCCCAUUUUUCCUGCUUCCAACACAUGAAAUUCAAAAACUGAUUGUUCACUUUCUGCCUAAUAUAUCCCACCUCUGACAGCUGUCAUUGUAACAACAUAAUCAAUAUUAUUCACUUCAAUUGUCAGUGGUUUUAAUGUUGUGGCUGAUCAGUGUAUAAGACUAUUCGUCAGCUAUGGGUGUCACUGCUGAUGUUUCUUUUUAAUUGUAUAAGCUUUGAUUUGUGUACAGAUUUCCUUCUGAUAAUCUUUCGUUUUUUUUUUCCUCUGUAGAAAUUAAUGGUACCGAAAUUUGCCCACUGCCAUUCGCUCCAUAUGAUUUCUCAGCUUCUGAUUUCUCUUCUAUGCCCCGACUGCGAUAUCUGAGACUAGAUGGAAACCAGCUGAAACCCCCUAUUCCACUGGAUGUGAUCAUGUGCUUCCGGCUGCUGCAGUCUGUGGUCAUCUGAGAAACCUAUACACGAUUAAAUGAAUAUAAAGUGCAACACUAAAGCAAACACCUAUUUGUACAUUUAGACUGCUACACAAACACACCAUACCCUGUUACACAUAGUAUUAAACCAUGCUAUACUAAACAUACAUUACACAAAUGUACAGCAAUACACACGGGAGAGCUGAACUUCCAGUCAUGUUUUCCUGGACCUUUAUACAUUAUGCAAGCUGUUGGGAGUUUCAUGAAUAGUACUCCCCAGCAGUAUACAGUAAUUGAUUAAUCAUCAUCAUUUCGAUGGGAUCCCAACUGAUUAAGUCACUAAUUUCCAAGUGCAUUCAAAUUCUAUAUACUGCCGGGCAGCACUUUUCAUGUACAUCCCAAGAGAAUGUGUAACUUACUAUUGGCAUACCUGCCAACUGGCUGCACAUAGGGGCAGACAGGAAAAACUACCUGUAAAAAAGGUGGGUCUGCCUAUACAGUAGGUAAGACUGCCCCUAAAGUGGGUGGUCAGACUAACUGACAGUCCAUCCCUCUGAAUAACUCUGUUUAUGAGCCUAGUACCCUGCCCCCAUAUGAAUCCUGAAAUCUGCUUGGUAGACUGAACUGCUGAGCCGAUUUGAGAAUGCGGAACAGGUCCCUGGAACCAGGCCCCACCAUCCGACAAACCAGGUAAAUGCCCAGUGGGUCAUGAUGGCUAUGAGUCAAGGCUAGCAGUAAUGUAACUAUGUAACUAUGAACUAAUGAUCUCCCAGGCUGACCCAUGCAGGCUUGAUGCUUACCGAAUACUGGCCCAUAGUUUGGGCUCUGUAAUGGUUGUGACCCAGGGAGCAUAUGGUAAGCACAACCCAGACGGUGCAGACCAACCACUCUGCUAGUGGAUCAGAUUGCUAACAUGGGUGACAUUGCAAAUGUUAUAAUUCCUUCAUUAGCAGAGACUGCAAGGAGCGAUGAAAGUGGCUUACACUUGCCUGCAGAUGCAGGACACCUGACCACCAGGGACCUGCAUUCCUCCUCUCUGGACAAUAGAGUCCCUAUUCUCUUCACACACACUAUAGCCCUAAACACACACACUACAACCCUAUCUCCAUAGACACACAUGUACUACAACCCUAUCACCCUUAAAUCCACACACUGCAGCCCGUAUCCCCUCUAUCCUAAUGGAAAGUAUGAAAUUGAGAUACGGGCCUAUAAGGGAAUAUCACCAGUGACAUAACUUGCUUCACUUGGCAUCACUUAGAUGUGUGGCACACAGGGAAGAGGCACGUCAGCUUGGUGUCCAGCAUGCCAGGCUGACCUACAGCCUUCCAGCCGGCCCCCUAAAUACAGGACCAUGUGCUAGAGAAGCACUUUAAUGAUGCGCAAAAAUACACACACGUACUACAGCCCUGCUAUCCCCAAAAUACAUGCACAAACACUACAGCCCAUAUCACCCCCUAUCCCCACACACAUAACAGCCCUUAAACACAAACAUUACAACUCCUACCGACACACAUUAUAGUCACUAUCCACACACACAAUUUAGUCCCUAUCCUCCCACCCAGACCACAUACUAAAAACACAUGCACAUUCACUACAGCCACCAUCCUCCCCUAGACACUCACACAAUACAGCCCCUAUCCCCACAUAUAUUACAGCGCCAACCAUCCUACACACACUGAAGCCCCUAGAGGUGGAAUUAACCCUGAGAGGUAAUUAUUGCAGUGUCUCAGAAACUGCAAUAAUUACCACUGCAGGGUUAAGGGAAAUGGAACAUUCCACCCAAACCACUUCAAGGAGAUGAAGUGGUCUGGGUGCCUACAGUGUCCCUGGAGGCAUUUGUGGAUCUGGAGGCAUUUGUAAACUACUCAACCAUCAUUCUUGUGGAGUUUUAUUAUGAUGUCUCCAAACUCAUGGCAUUAUUUCCCCUAUAAUAUCCAGUUCACUGUUCUGUAUGUGUAUUUACAGGAUCCAGCACACUCACUCACUAAAUACCUGACUUAAAAAUAAAGGUUAUUUAGUUACAGUAUAUAAUUCAGCUACUAUGGCCUUAAAGGGUUACUCCAACCAUCUAAACCGUUUCAGUGAUUUGAAGUGGUCGUGGUUAUAGGAGCCUGAAGGUGUAUUGUUUCUGUUUGAAACACUACACAUUCAGAGAUCUUUUUUAUUUUCUGCCAGGGGCUAUUUCCACUUCCAGAACACAUAAUUUAGGCAGCCUGGAACUCUGUUCCAGACUGCCUGAAAUCAGUUCUGUGAAUAAAAUGCGUCCAAUGUCAGCACUCACUGUAAGCUGGCAACAGAGAUAUUGAGCCUAUAAUUGGACCGCAUGUGACUCCUGGUAUAUGAUUUGACUGCGAGAGGCACCUGGCUGACGUCAUUAGAAAGAGUGGAAGUCAGUGCCGAGAGAUUUGCCAGGCACUUAAUUCAGGUAAGUAAUACAUUUCUUUUGGAGGGUGGAGAGUAAACAGAGGUGGGGGGACCUUUUUCAUAUUACCCAAUAGGUUCCCCCCUGCAAAAGGGUUGAUGUAAUCCUUUAAAUGGGAAAUGUACUUUUAAUUCUCAUGUCAGUAAAUAACUCUGACAAUGUUAUCACAACACAUUCUCUACAAAAUUUACUUUAACUACUCAUAUCAGUACAAUGCUUAUAAAUACAAAUAUCUAAAAAAAAUCUGCUUUAGGCCUCUUUGAAGUAUUAUGUGUAUUAGUGUCCUUAAAGGAACACUAUAAGCACUAUAACCACAUUGUCUCAUUGAAAUGCUUAUGGUGCGUAGAGUGCUCUGUUCAGUGCUAAACCAUUUCUGAACAUCGUAGAAAUUAAUGAGAACGAACAACCCAGCCUAUCUCUACUUCUUGGUCCGAUGCUUUUGGAUUCACCAAAUCAGCAAUAGGUAACAGUGAAUGGCUGAGAGCAUUAACUGAGCGCUCUUUGCCUAUCACUGCUGCCUCUUGCUGGUAUAAGCUGAUAUGACUAAGGAGGAGUUUAUCUUUGUCUUGCUGAAUCCCCAGAGGGGGCUGUGCAGCCGGUACCUGGGGAACCUAUUUUAGUAUUAAACUCUUUGAAUACAGUGAGUGGACAACAGGCAACUCAAGGCAUACACAUAGAGUCUCUUUAACCCCUUAAGGACCAAACUUCUGGAAUAAAAGGGAAUCAUGACAUGUCACACGUCAUGUGUCCUUAAGGGGUUAAAGAAGAAUGGUAAUUACUGCAUUAUUAAAACACAAUUUCUAUAUAUUUCAUUAUGUUUUACUAAUAUAUACAUUAUGUACAUUGCUAUAUGAACAUGCUACACUAGUUAAGUCUUGAGCACAUGACUUUUUACCCUUAAUAUCUUGCUGCAUGCUUACUCAGUAAAUAUUUAGACCUGAAAAUUAGUAUAUGUUCAUGCACAAUAUGUAUAGGUGUAAAUAUAUAUUUAUAUCUAUAUACACAGGAUGCUACUACUAUACAUUUGCUCUUGCUGGUAUAGUUGCUGCAACUCACUGCUUAAUGUGCUGCACAUUCAGUUGAAGACAAAAGGGUUAAAUGCUCAUUAUAUUUUUGUUAAUGAUGUACACAACGUUUGAAGCUAUGAGAGAUUGCUGUAUCGCAGCUCUCUGUGCUCUUUUGUUGUUCAAAAUCUGUCUCUGCCAUUUUAAUGAAAGACAAUUUUUGUUUUUGCAUGCUGUCUCAUUUGCCCUAUCCCUCCCUCUACAUUCCCCAUCUACCAAGUUUCUCACAUAAUGUCGCUUGAUUAUCUUCCUAAAAUAAAUUGCAUGGUUUUUAUUUUG
This is a messenger RNA of Pelobates cultripes (western spadefoot toad), 36815 nucleotides long. NCBI's taxonomy places the organism in Eukaryota, Metazoa, Chordata, Amphibia, Anura, Pelobatidae. The record is from the annotation of a GenBank genome assembly.